Eutrema salsugineum is the source of this 4176-nucleotide messenger RNA. RefSeq names its product receptor-like protein kinase BRI1-like 3. Gene Ontology annotation, molecular function: ATP binding; receptor serine/threonine kinase binding; protein kinase activity. Bases 568 to 4068 code for a protein of 1166 amino acids. Gene Ontology annotation, biological process: protein phosphorylation. Lineage: Eukaryota; Viridiplantae; Streptophyta; Magnoliopsida; Brassicales; Brassicaceae. The transcript is spliced from 2 exons. The record is from RefSeq and is a predicted model, not a curated record.
GACUAAGUAACCAGAUAAUUUCUCAGCUUCUCAUUUUAACCAAGCAAAUAAAUAAAGCAACCUGAAAAUCUCUUGUUUUUCUUUACGGGAAAAUUCGUUUUUCUUUGUAGUGGUCGUACUAAACACGCUUCCUUUUGUAUGUAAAAGCUGUGGAAUCUUAAACCAGCUUUUUUUUUUUGUGGGUUGAAUUCAACUCUCUUUUUUUUUUCUUCUUUUUCUUUCGAAUCCGACCAUCUCUGCAACAUCGUACUUGGGGGAGACAAGUCUGUCAAAGACCAUUUCCGUUGUCUUCCUCACUAGAAGAAACUCUCUUUGUCUCUGUCUCUCUGUACUUGACCUCUCUCUUUUUCCGUAUCUUUCAGCCUUUGAUUCCGCUUUUUGUUUCUUCCCAAUCGCACAUGUAUCUUUGUUUCGGAGGAAUCGGUAGUUAUGGAGUAUAGGGUUUUCUCGCCAUGUCCAAUAAUGAUUCCCAAGUAGACGAAAAGAAGAUCCUUUGAGCUUGAAAUUCCAGUCUUUACGCUGAUGAUUCCGGUAGGAAUUUGAUCGAACACUUGGUGUGCCGAUAAUAUGAAGCAACAACGGUGGUUCGUGAUCCUCUGCUUGCUCGUCUUGUUUCUAAUGGUGGACGCUCGUGGCAGACGGCUACUCAGCGAAGACCAGAGCGAUUCUGCUCUGUUAACGGCGUUCAAGCAAAUCUCCCUUAAGUCGGAUCCUAACAACAUUCUGGGUAACUGGAAAUACGGGUCGGGUCGUCGUGACCCAUGUUCUUGGCGAGGCGUCUCUUGCUCUAACGAUGGUCGAGUCAUUGCUCUGGAUCUACGAAACGGUGGCCUUAUCGGCACUUUAAACCUCAGUAAUCUCACGGCGUUGUCGCAUCUCCGGUAUCUCCAUCUGCAAGGAAACUCCUUCUCGUCGGGAGACUCCUCUGUAUCUUCUUCCGAUUGUUCACUUGAGGUUUUAGACUUAUCUUCAAACUCGAUUUCGGAUUCUUCGAUGGUGGAUUACGUUUUCUCUAGCUGUUUGAGCCUGGUCUCUGUCAAUUUCUCAAGCAACAAGCUUGCCGGGAAAUUGAAUUCUUCUCCGUCGACGAGUAACAAGAGAAUCACCACCGUCGAUCUCUCGUAUAAUCUCUUUUCAGAUGAGAUUCCGGAGACUUUCAUCUCGGGUUUUCCGGCGUCUCUUAAAUACCUUGAUCUAUCUCACAAUAAUUUCUCCGGCGACUUCUCCCGUCUCAGUUUCGGGCUCUGCGGUAACCUCACCGUAUUUAGUCUAUCAAAGAACAACGUCUCCGGCGAUAGAUUCCCAAUUAGUCUGACAAACUGUAAGCUCCUCGAGACGCUAAACCUCUCUCGGAACAGUCUCGCCGGGAAAAUCUCCGGCGAAGGAUAUUGGGGAAAUUUCCAGAACCUGAAACAGCUCUCUCUCGCACACAAUCUUUUCUCCGGAGAGAUUCCGCCGGAGCUUUCUCUGCUCUGCCGAACACUAGAGGUCCUCGAUCUCUCCGGCAACAGUCUCACCGGUGAGCUACCCCAAUCAUUCACCUCCUGUGGCUCAUUACAAAACCUAAACUUGGGAAACAACAAGCUCUCCGGCGAUUUCUUAAGCACCGUCGUGAGUAAACUCCCUAGAAUCACUUAUCUUUACUUGCCAUACAACAACAUUUCAGGCUCUGUUCCGAUCUCGCUCACAAACUGUACUAAUCUACGAGUUCUUGAUCUGAGCUCAAACGAGUUCACCGGAAAAGUACCAUCCGGUUUCUGCUCUCUACAAAGCUCGCCGGUUCUGGAGAAGUUGCUUCUCGCCAACAAUUACCUCUCCGGGACUGUUCCUGUUGAGCUUGGUAAAUGCAAGAGCUUGAAGACUAUAGAUCUCAGCUUCAAUGCUCUCAUUGGUCCGAUUCCAAAAGAGAUAUGGACAUUGCCUAAUCUCUCCGACUUAGUUAUGUGGGCGAACAAUCUCACCGGUGGAAUCCCGGACGGCGUUUGUGUUGACGGAGGAAACUUGGAAACGCUGAUCCUAAACAACAACCUCUUAACCGGUUCUAUCCCAGAAUCAAUCUCGAAAUGCACCAACAUGCUUUGGAUCUCCCUUUCUAGUAACCUGCUUACCGGGAAAAUCCCUGUAGGAAUUGGAAACCUCGAAAAGCUAGCGAUUCUGCAACUCGGGAACAAUUCUUUAACCGGGAAUGUCCCGCCUGAGCUCGGGAACUGCAAGAGCCUUAUCUGGCUUGAUCUCAAUAGUAACAAUCUAACUGGGAAUCUCCCAGCUGAGCUUGCUAGCCAGACCGGUCUUGUAAUGCCUGGAAGCGUGUCUGGUAAACAGUUUGCGUUCGUGAGGAAUGAAGGUGGAACUGAUUGCAGAGGUGCAGGCGGUUUAGUUGAGUUCGAAGGGAUUCGUGCAGAGCGUUUAGAGCAUUUUCCGAGGUUUCAUUCGUGUCCGGCCACUCGGAUAUACUCUGGCAUGACGAUGUACACAUUCUCUGGUAAUGGGAGCAUCAUCUACUUGGACCUCUCAUACAACGCAGUUUCAGGUUCUAUUCCUCCUAGCUACGGUGAAAUGAACUACCUUCAGGUCUUGAAUCUGGGACAUAACCUGUUAACCGGAACCAUACCGGAUAGCUUUGGAGGAUUAAAAGCAAUCGGAGUUCUUGAUCUAUCUCACAACGAUCUCCAAGGAUUCUUGCCUGGCUCACUUGGAGGCCUCUCUUUCCUCAGCGACUUAGACGUCUCUAACAACAAUCUUACCGGAACAAUACCAUUUGGUGGCCAACUUACGACGUUUCCUGUCACAAGAUACGCAAACAACUCUGGCCUCUGCGGGGUUCCUCUCCCGCCUUGCAGCUCUGGUUCUCGGCCCACGGGCUCACAUGCUCACCCUAAGAAGCAGAGCAUUGGCACUGGGAUGAUCACUGGGAUUGUAUUUUCGUUCAUGUGUAUUGUUAUGCUUACUAUGGCGCUUUACCGACUAAGGAAGGUUCAGAAGAAGGAAAAGCAGAGAGAGAAGUACAUUGAGAGCCUUCCGACCUCUGGCAGCAGCAGCUGGAAGCUCUCUAGCGUUCCUGAACCGUUAAGCAUCAACGUUGCGACGUUUGAGAAGCCGCUGCGAAAACUCACUUUUGCACACCUUUUAGAAGCCACGAAUGGGUUUAGUGCUGAUAGUAUGAUCGGAUCAGGCGGGUUUGGAGAUGUUUACAAGGCUCAACUCGCGGACGGGUCUGUUGUAGCAAUCAAGAAGCUGAUUCAAGUGACGGGACAAGGCGACAGAGAGUUCAUGGCUGAGAUGGAGACGGUUGGAAAGAUCAAACAUAGAAACCUCGUUCCUCUUUUGGGCUAUUGCAAGGUCGGUGAAGAGAGACUUCUUGUCUACGAGUACAUGAAACAUGGAAGCUUAGAGACAGUUCUACACGAGAAGACCAAGAAAGGCGGAAUCUUUCUCGAUUGGACUGCGAGGAAGAAGAUUGCAACAGGAGCUGCGCGUGGGCUAGCAUUCCUGCACCAUAGCUGCAUUCCUCACAUUAUCCACAGAGACAUGAAGUCAAGCAACGUUCUUCUAGACCAAGAUUUCGUAGCUCGUGUCUCGGAUUUCGGUAUGGCAAGGCUGGUGAGCGCUCUGGACACGCAUUUGAGCGUGAGCACGCUCGCGGGUACUCCCGGUUAUGUUCCACCAGAGUAUUACCAGAGUUUCCGGUGCACCACCAAAGGAGAUGUGUAUAGCUACGGCGUUAUACUUCUCGAGCUUCUCUCAGGCAAGAAACCGAUUGAUCCAGAGGAGUUUGGUGAAGACAACAACCUCGUGGGAUGGGCUAAACAGCUCUACAGGGAGAAGAGAGGAGCUGAGAUUCUUGAUCCGGACUUGAUAACAGAGAAAUCUGGCGAUGUUGAACUAUUUCAUUACUUGAAAAUCGCCUUUCAGUGUCUGGACGAUCGACCGUUCAAAAGGCCAACUAUGAUUCAAGUAAUGGCAAUGUUCAAAGAGCUUGUUCAGGUAGAUACAGAGAACGAUAGUCUCGAUGAGUUUUCUCUCAAGGAAACACCUUUGGUAGAAGAAGCACGAGAUAAAGAACCUUAAUAAGAUGAGAGAUUGCCCAUUCCAGGGAAAUUGUGAAGGUUGAAAAUUUGUAUUUUUCUUCCCAAUUUUGUUGUCGGUGACUCAGUGUAUAUAAAAGUACAACAACUA